Messenger RNA from Cetraspora pellucida, 300 nucleotides. Lineage: Eukaryota; Fungi; Glomeromycota; Glomeromycetes; Diversisporales; Gigasporaceae. The record is from the annotation of a GenBank genome assembly.
AUGUUCCUAAACCUUAUUGUCUUUGCUACAUCUUUUGAUCUUCCUUCUCUUCGUUCAAUUAUGCAUAGGUCUGAAGACGAUGGACCUCUUUCGGGUUUCAAUGAAUGUGAAGGCUCAUUUCCAAAUAAAGUUAUUAAGUAUAAUUAUUACCCAAACCCAGCAAUUUCUGGUCAAAAAGUAACUCAAAAAACUCGUGCGAUAGACAAUGAGCCAAUCGAAGAUGGAUCCAUGAUGCACGUCAAAGCGUUUUAUAAAGAUUCUCUUGUACAUAAUCAUGUUACAGAUUUUUGUAAAGAAUGA